GAUUGAAGUUCAUCAACGGCUAGCUCGCCGCAUUCAGAUAAGGGCGAUAGAGGUGUCAUUGAUUGGUUUGCGAAGAGGGAUAGAGCUGCCAGGGAAUUAGAGGUGGAUGGGGAUUGAAUUAGUGCGUCAUUGUGGAUGGAAUGAACUGGAACAUAUGUGUAUGAUAUGUUGGAGUGCUUGCUUUAAGCCGACUGCCACAAACUGUUGCGGCAAUGUAUAUUGUGAACGGUGCAUUUGUUGGAAGGUUCAAAAGACUAAGGAGUGUCAUUCUUGUCAUAAGAGGCUAAGAAUGAAGAAGUUGAGAUGUGAGGCUUGUGAUGAGUGGAUGCCGUUUGUUGCUCCGGUUGCCACAACUACUUGUGUUCAUGUCUUUUGUAUGCAUUGUCUAGGCGACAAUUGUCUCAUCUGUGGUAGGAGGCUUCAUGGGCGAGAUAUUUUGGACCUACACUUGGUUUGA
This is a messenger RNA of Fragaria vesca subsp. vesca, 457 nucleotides long. RefSeq lists its product as uncharacterized. The transcript has 4 exons. The coding region runs from base 107 to 457 and encodes 116 amino acids. The record is from RefSeq and is a predicted model, not a curated record. NCBI's taxonomy places the organism in Eukaryota, Viridiplantae, Streptophyta, Magnoliopsida, Rosales, Rosaceae.